UGUAGUUGAUGCAUCUCUAAGCUCUUUUACAUACUUUUAAGGCAUACGUCCAGAACGAAGAAGACAUCCCGCAUAUGCUGCUAACCACGCUCCAGUUCAACCAGAUGCCGGAAGGGUACGCUGGGAAGAUCUACAUCACCGUCCAGAGCAUCGCAAACGAUCCGCUAGUUCGAACGGUUGACAAAAGUGUGCGGCGGUGCGUUUUCCCCGACGAAGGGACCGACCACCGGUACGCCAAGUACAGCUACAGUGUGUGCGUGACGGAGUGUCUGAAGACGGCGCAGAUCAAAACGUGCAACUGUUGCCACCAUAACAUGCUGCUUGGAAAGAACGAUAGAAGUCCCGUCUGCGGGUACGAUGGGCUAAACUGUCUCGACCAGCGCGAUCUGAUGUUUCCUCAGACGACCAUCAUGCAGCCGUGGCGCACGAACGGGCUGGUGUGCGAUUGCUUCCCUUCCUGUACCGAGCACGAGAUACGUAUCAUAGGACGCGAAACGGACAUGGAAGCACGGACCGGACGCUCGGUACUGAUCAAGAUUAUGAGCCUACCGUCGCAGCGCUACCGGCGCCAGAUCGUGCGCGAAGACAUCGAUGUGGUCGUGUCGAUCGGUGGCAUAUUGGGGCUGUUUACCGGGGCGAGUAUUCUGAGCUUGGUGGAGUUUAUCUACUUCUUUACGGUGCGGUUCGGGUCGUACGUGGUGACCGAAAUUAAGGAGGAAGAAAGUGCCGAUGAUGAGUCGGAUGAGCAUGACAAACAGGACAAUCGGAAGGCAUUGCAGCAUGGUUAAAAUCUAACUGGAUUUUGAAUUUCAAUAGAUGUGAUUUAGACAAGUUUUAAUGCUUGGUUGUUACCAUUCGCUUGAGGUUUUAUAGGAAUUUGGAGUGUGACCUGCAAAUCGCUUUUUGGGAUAUGCUUUUUUCCUUUAUUUUUGGAUUUUUUACAAAGCUGCAGUGGGGUCUUAAGCUCAGAAUUCAGGUCUGAAGAUAGUUCCAAGGGGCCUGUAUAAGACACGUGCUACAAUCUAGCUCCGAGAUAGAGUCCUAGUUCCAAAGCCUGGAUAUCUUUGGAAGUUUGGAGAAAGUUUGAAAGGAUUAUCAGGUCUCGCAUAGGGACCCUGGAGAACAUCCAGUUCCAUGAUUUCCCCAUUUUCCGCUUGUGUACGCCUCAGAGUUUACAGACACAUCAGAAUUACACUUCAAAGUCCUAACACCUGCCCACAAGCACUAGUUUAAUACAAAUUCUUCAUAUUUGCUGCAAGUUUUGCAAAAAAAACCCCGAAGUACUUAAAUUCAGAAAGAAAGUAACUCCUCGCUACCCCUCCUUCCAACAUACCAAGCUCCUACCAGCUCUGUCCCCUCUCCAAAC
Anopheles merus is the source of this 1366-nucleotide messenger RNA. RefSeq names its product pickpocket protein 28-like. Gene Ontology annotation, molecular function: ligand-gated sodium channel activity. Lineage: Eukaryota; Metazoa; Arthropoda; Insecta; Diptera; Culicidae. The transcript has 2 exons. Gene Ontology annotation, biological process: sodium ion transmembrane transport. Bases 75 to 788 code for a protein of 237 amino acids. The record is from RefSeq and is a predicted model, not a curated record. Gene Ontology annotation, cellular component: membrane.